UCUCCUUACUGCUCUCAUCUCUUACUGCUCUCAUCUCUUACUGCUCUCAUCUCUUACUGCUCUCAUCUCUUACUGCUCUCAUCUCUUACUGCUCUCAUCUCUUACUGCUCUCAUCUCUUACUGCUCUCAUCUCUUACUGCUCUCAUCUCUCACUGCUCUCAUCUCUCACUGCUCUCAUCUCUCACUGCUCUCAUCUCUCACUGCUCUCAUCUCUUACUGCUCUCAUCUCUUACUGCUCUCAUCUCUUACUGCUCUCAUCUCUUACUGCUCUCAUCUCUUACUGCUCUCAUCUCUUACUGCUCUCAUCUCUUACUGCUCUCAUCUCUUACUGCUCUCAUCUCUUACUGCUCUCAUCUCUUACUGCUCUCAUCUCUUACUGCUCUCAUCUCUUACUGCUCUCAUCUCUUACUGCUCUCAUCUCUUACUGCUCUCAUCUCUUACUGCUCUCAUCUCUUACUGCUCUCAUCUCUUACUGCUCUCAUCUCUUACUGCUCUCAUCUCUUACUGCUCUCAUCUCUCACUGCUCUCAUCUCUUACUGCUCUCAUCUCUUACUGCUCUCAUCUCUUACUGCUCUCAUCUCUCACUGCUCUCAUCUCUCACUGCUCUCAUCUCUUACUGCUCUCAUCUCUUACUGCUCUCAUCUCUCACUGCUCUCAUCUCUUACUGCUCUCAUCUCUUACUGCUCUCAUCUCUUACUGCUCUCAUCUCUUACUGCUCUCAUCUCUUACUGCUCUCAUCUCUUACUGCUCUCAUCUCUUACUGCUCUCAUCUCUUACUGCUCUCAUCUCUUACUGCUCUCAUCUCUUACUGCUCUCAUCUCUUACUGCUCUCAUCUCUUACUGCUCUCAUCUCUUACUGCUCUCAUCUCUACUGCUCUCAUCUCUCACUGCUCUCAUCUCUCACUGCUCUCAUCUCUACUGCUCUCAUCUCUUACUGCUCUCAUCUCUUACUGCUCUCAUCUCUUACUGCUCUCAUCUCUUACUGCUCUCAUCUCUUACUGCUCUCAUCUCUUACUGCUCUCAUCUCUUACUGCUCUCAUCUCUUACUGCUCUCAUCUCUUACUGCUCUCAUCUCUUACUGCUCUCAUCUCUUACUGCUCUCAUCUCUUACUGCUCUCAUCUCUUACUGCUCUCAUCUCUUACUGCUCUCAUCUCUUACUGCUCUCAUCUCUUACUGCUCUCAUCUCUUACUGCUCUCAUCUCUUACUGCUCUCAUCUCUUACUGCUCUCAUCUCUUACUGCUCUCAUCUCUUACUGCUCUCAUCUCUCACUGCUCUCAUCUCUUACUGCUCUCAUCUCUUACUGCUCUCAUCUCUUACUGCUCUCAUCUCUGACUGCUCUCAUCUCUCACUGCUCUCAUCUCUUACUGCUCUCAUCUCUUACUGCUCUCAUCUCUCACUGCUCUCAUCUCUUACUGCUCUCAUCUCUUACUGCUCUCAUCUCUUACUGCUCUCAUCUCUUACUGCUCUCAUCUCUUACUGCUCUCAUCUCUUACUGCUCUCAUCUCUUACUGCUCUCAUCUCUUACUGCUCUCAUCUCUUACUGCUCUCAUCUCUUACUGCUCUCAUCUCUUACUGCUCUCAUCUCUUACUGCUCUCAUCUCUUACUGCUCUCAUCUCUCACUGCUCUCAUCUCUCACUGCUCUCAUCUCUCACUGCUCUCAUCUCUUACUGCUCUCAUCUCUUACUGCUCUCAUCUCUUACUGCUCUCAUCUCUUACUGCUCUCAUCUCUUACUGCUCUCAUCUCUUACUGCUCUCAUCUCUUACUGCUCUCAUCUCUUACUGCUCUCAUCUCUUACUGCUCUCAUCUCUUACUGCUCUCAUCUCUUACUGCUCUCAUCUCUUACUGCUCUCAUCUCUUACUGCUCUCAUCCCUUACUGCUCUCAUCUCUUACUGCUCUCAUCUCUCACUGCUCUCAUCUCUCACUGCUCUCAUCUCUUUCUGCUCUCAUCUCUUACUGCUCUCAUCUCUCACUGCUCUCAUCUCUUACUGCUCUCAUCUCUUACUGCUCUCAUCUCUUACUGCUCUCAUCUCUUACUGCUCUCAUCUCUUACUGCUCUCAUCUCUUACUGCUCUCAUCUCUCACUGCUCUCAUCUCUUACUGCUCUCAUCUCUUACUGCUCUCAUCUCUGACUGCUCUCAUCUCUGACUGCUCUCAUCUCUCACUGCUCUCAUCUCUUACUGCUCUCAUCUCUCACUGCUCUCAUCUCUCACUGCUCUCAUCUCUUACUGCUCUCAUCUCUUACUGCUCUCAUCUCUUACUGCUCUCAUCUCUUACUGCUCUCAUCUCUUACUGCUCUCAUCUCUUACUGCUCUCAUCUCUUACUGCUCUCAUCUCUUACUGCUCUCAUCUCUUACUGCUCUCAUCUCUUACUGCUCUCAUCUCUCACUGCUCUCAUCUCUCACUGCUCUCAUCUCUCACUGCUCUCAUCUCUUACUGCUCUCAUCUCUUACUGCUCUCAUCUCUUACUGCUCUCAUCUCUUACUGCUCUCAUCUCUUACUGCUCUCAUCUCUUACUGCUCUCAUCUCUUACUGCUCUCAUCUCUUACUGCUCUCAUCUCUUACUGCUCUCAUCUCUUACUGCUCUCAUCUCUUACUGCUCUCAUCUCUUACUGCUCUCAUCUCUUACUGCUCUCAUCUCUUACUGCUCUCAUCCCUUACUGCUCUCAUCUCUUACUGCUCUCAUCUCUCACUGCUCUCAUCUCUCACUGCUCUCAUCUCUUUCUGCUCUCAUCUCUUACUGCUCUCAUCUCUCACUGCUCUCAUCUCUUACUGCUCUCAUCUCUUACUGCUCUCAUCUCUUACUGCUCUCAUCUCUUACUGCUCUCAUCUCUUACUGCUCUCAUCUCUUACUGCUCUCAUCUCUUACUGCUCUCAUCUCUUACUGCUCUCAUCUCUUACUGCUCUCAUCUCUUACUGCUCUCAUCUCUCACUGCUCUCAUCUCUCACUGCUCUCAUCUCUUUCUGCUCUCAUCUCUUACUGCUCUCAUCUCUUACUGCUCUCAUCUCUCACUGCUCUCAUCUCUUACUGCUCUCAUCUCUUACUGCUCUCAUCUCUUACUGCUCUCAUCUCUUACUGCUCUCAUCUCUCACUGCUCUCAUCUCUUACUGCUCUCAUCUCUUACUGCUCUCAUCUCUCACUGCUCUCAUCUCUUACUGCUCUCAUCUCUUACUGCUCUCAUCUCUUACUGCUCUCAUCUCUUACUGCUCUCAUCUCUUACUGCUCUCAUCUCUUACUGCUCUCAUCUCUUACUGCUCUCAUCUCUUACUGCUCUCAUCUCUUACUGCUCUCAUCUCUUACUGCUCUCAUCACUUACUGCUCUCAUCUCUUACUGCUCUCAUCUCUUACUGCUCUCAUCUCUUACUGCUCUCAUCUCUUACUGCUCUCAUCUCUUACUGCUCUCAUCUCUUACUGCUCUCAUCUCUUACUGCUCUCAUCUCUUACUGCUCUCAUCUCUUACUGCUCUCAUCUCUUACUGCUCUCAUCUCUUACUGCUCUCAUCUCUUACUGCUCUCAUCUCUUACUGCUCUCAUCUCUUACUGCUCUCAUCUCUUACUGCUCUCAUCUCUUACUGCUCUCAUCUCUUACUGCUCUCAUCUCUUACUGCUCUCAUCUCUUACUGCUCUCAUCUCUUACUGCUCUCAUCUCUCACUGCUCUCAUCUCUCACUGCUCUCAUCUCUUACUGCUCUCAUCUCUUACUGCUCUCAUCUCUUACUGCUCUCAUCUCUUACUGCUCUCAUCUCUUACUGCUCUCAUCUCUUACUGCUCUCAUCUCUUACUGCUCUCAUCUCUUACUGCUCUCAUCUCUUACUGCUCUCAUCUCUUACUGCUCUCAUCUCUUACUGCUCUCAUCUCUUACUGCUCUCAUCUCUUACUGCUCUCAUCUCUUACUGCUCUCAUCUCUUACUGCUCUCAUCUCUCACUGCUCUCAUCUCUUACUGCUCUCAUCUCUUACUGCUCUCAUCUCUUACUGCUCUCAUCUCUUACUGCUCUCAUCUCUUACUGCUCUCAUCUCUUACUGCUCUCAUCUCUUACUGCUCUCAUCUCUUACUGCUCUCAUCUCUUACUGCUCUCAUCUCUUACUGCUCUCAUCUCUCACUGCUCUCAUCUCUCACUGCUCUCAUCUCUUACUGCUCUCAUCUCUUACUGCUCUCAUCUCUCACUGCUCUCAUCUCUUACUGCUCUCAUCUCUUCUGCUCUCAUCUCUUACUGCUCUCAUCUCUUACUGCUCUCAUCUCUUACUGCUCUCAUCUCUUACUGCUCUCAUCUCUUACUGCUCUCAUCUCUUACUGCUCUCAUCUCUUACUGCUCUCAUCUCUUACUGCUCUCAUCUCUUACUGCUCUCAUCUCUUACUGCUCUCAUCUCUUACUGCUCUCAUCUCUUACUGCUCUCAUCUCUUACUGCUCUCAUCUCUUACUGCUCUCAUCUCUUACUGCUCUCAUCUCUUACUGCUCUCAUCUCUUACUGCUCUCAUCUCUUACUGCUCUCAUCUCUUACUGCUCUCAUCUCUUACUGCUCUCAUCUCUUACUGCUCUCAUCUCUUACUGCUCUCAUCUCUUACUGCUCUCAUCUCUUACUGCUCUCAUCUCUCACUGCUCUCAUCUCUUACUGCUCUCAUCUCUUACUGCUCUCAUCUCUUACUGCUCUCAUCUCUCACUGCUCUCAUCUCUUACUGCUCUCAUCUCUUACUGCUCUCAUCUCUUACUGCUCUCAUCUCUUACUGCUCUCAUCUCUUACUGCUCUCAUCUCUUACUGCUCUCAUCUCUUACUGCUCUCAUCUCUUACUGCUCUCAUCUCUUACUGCUCUCAUCUCUUACUGCUCUCAUCUCUCACUGCUCUCAUCUCUCACUGCUCUCAUCUCUUACUGCUCUCAUCUCUUACUGCUCUCAUCUCUUACUGCUCUCAUCUCUUACUGCUCUCAUCUCUUACUGCUCUCAUCUCUUACUGCUCUCAUCUCUUACUGCUCUCAUCUCUUACUGCUCUCAUCUCUUACUGCUCUCAUCUCUUACUGCUCUCAUCUCUUACUGCUCUCAUCUCUUACUGCUCUCAUCUCUUACUGCUCUCGUCUCUUACUGCUCUCGUCUCUUACUGCUCUCGUCUCUUACUGCUCUCAUCUCUUACUGCUCUCAUCUCUUACUGCUCUCAUCUCUUACUGCUCUCAUCUCUUACUGCUCUCAUCUCUUACUGCUCUCAUCUCUUACUGCUCUCAUCUCUUACUGCUCUCAUCUCUUACUUCUCUCAUCUCUUACUGCUCUCUCUCUUACUGCUCUCAUCUCUUACUGCUCUCAUCUCUUACUGCUCUCAUCUCUUACUGCUCUCAUCUCUUACUGCUCUCAUCUCUUACUGCUCUCAUCUCUUACUGCUCUCAUCUCUUACUGCUCUCAUCUCUUACUGCUCUCAUCUCUCACUGCUCUCAUCUCUUACUGCUCUCAUCUCUUACUGCUCUCAUCUCUUACUGCUCUCAUCUCUGACUGCUCUCAUCUCUACUGCUCUCAUCUCUACUGCUCUCAUCUCUUACUGCUCUCAUCUCUUACUGCUCUCAUCUCUUACUGCUCUCAUCUCUUACUGCUCUCAUCUCUUACUGCUCUCAUCUCUUACUGCUCUCAUCUCUUACUGCUCUCAUCUCUUACUGCUCUCAUCUCUUACUGCUCUCAUCUCUUACUGCUCUCAUCUCUUACUGCUCUCAUCUCUUACUGCUCUCAUCUCUUACUGCUCUCAUCUCUUACUGCUCUCAUCUCUUACUGCUCUCAUCUCUUACUGCUCUCAUCUCUCACUGCUCUCAUCUCUCACUGCUCUCAUCUCUCACUGCUCUCAUCUCUUACUGCUCUCAUCUCUUACUGCUCUCAUCUCUUACUGCUCUCAUCUCUUACUGCUCUCAUCUCUUACUGCUCUCAUCUCUUACUGCUCUCAUCUCUUACUGCUCUCAUCUCUUACUGCUCUCAUCUCUUACUGCUCUCAUCUCUUACUGCUCUCAUCUCUUACUGCUCUCAUCUCUUACUGCUCUCAUCUCUUACUGCUCUCAUCUCUUACUGCUCUCAUCUCUUACUGCUCUCAUCUCUUACUGCUCUCAUCUCUUACUGCUCUCAUCUCUUACUGCUCUCAUCUCUCACUGCUCUCAUCUCUCACUGCUCUCAUCUCUUACUGCUCUCAUCUCUUACUGCUCUCAUCUCUCACUGCUCUCAUCUCUUACUGCUCUCAUCUCUUACUGCUCUCAUCUCUUACUGCUCUCAUCUCUUACUGCUCUCAUCUCUUACUGCUCUCAUCUCUUACUGCUCUCAUCUCUUACUGCUCUCAUCUCUUACUGCUCUCAUCUCUUACUGCUCUCAUCUCUUACUGCUCUCAUCUCUUACUGCUCUCAUCUCUUACUGCUCUCAUCUCUCACUGCUCUCAUCUCUCACUGCUCUCAUCUCUUACUGCUCUCAUCUCUUACUGCUCUCAUCUCUUACUGCUCUCAUCUCUUACUGCUCUCAUCUCUUACUGCUCUCAUCUCUUACUGCUCUCAUCUCUUACUGCUCUCAUCUCUUACUGCUCUCAUCUCUUACUGCUCUCAUCUCUUACUGCUCUCAUCUCUUACUGCUCUCAUCUCUUACUGCUCUCAUCUCUUACUGCUCUCAUCUCUUACUGCUCUCAUCUCUCACUGCUCUCAUCUCUCACUGCUCUCAUCUCUUACUGCUCUCAUCUCUUACUGCUCUCAUCUCUUACUGCUCUCAUCUCUUACUGCUCUCAUCUCUUACUGCUCUCAUCUCUUACUGCUCUCAUCUCUUACUGCUCUCAUCUCUUACUGCUCUCAUCUCUUACUGCUCUCAUCUCUUACUGCUCUCAUCUCUUACUGCUCUCAUCUCUUAGUGCUCUCAUCUCUUACUGCUCUCAUCUCUUACUGCUCUCAUCUCUUACUGCUCUCAUCUCUUACUGCUCUCAUCUCUUACUGCUCUCAUCUCUUACUGCUCUCAUCUCUUACUGCUCUCAUCUCUUACUGCUCUCAUCUCUUACUGCUCUCAUCUCUUACUGCUCUCAUCUCUUACUGCUCUCAUCUCUUACUGCUCUCAUCUCUUACUGCUCUCAUCUCUCACUGCUCUCAUCUCUUACUGCUCUCAUCUCUUACUGCUCUCAUCUCUCACUGCUCUCAUCUCUCACUGCUCUCAUCUCUUACUGCUCUCAUCUCUUACUGCUCUCAUCUCUUACUGCUCUCAUCUCUUACUGCUCUCAUCUCUUACUGCUCUCAUCUCUUACUGCUCUCAUCUCUUACUGCUCUCAUCUCUUACUGCUCUCAUCUCUUACUGCUCUCAUCUCUUACUGCUCUCAUCUCUUACUGCUCUCAUCUCUUACUGCUCUCAUCUCUUACUGCUCUCAUCUCUUACUGCUCUCAUCUCUUACUGCUCUCAUCUCUUACUGCUCUCAUCUCUUACUGCUCUCAUCUCUUACUGCUCUCAUCUCUUACUGCUCUCAUCUCUUACUGCUCUCAUCUCUUACUGCUCUCAUCUCUUACUGCUCUCAUCUCUUACUGCUCUCAUCUCUUACUGCUCUCAUCUCUUACUGCUCUCAUCUCUUACUGCUCUCAUCUCUUACUGCUCUCAUCUCUUACUGCUCUCAUCUCUCACUGCUCUCAUCUCUCACUGCUCUCAUCUCUUACUGCUCUCAUCUCUUACUGCUCUCAUCUCUUACUGCUCUCAUCUCUUACUGCUCUCAUCUCUUACUGCUCUCAUCUCUUACUGCUCUCAUCUCUUACUGCUCUCAUCUCUUACUGCUCUCAUCUCUUACUGCUCUCAUCUCUUACUGCUCUCAUCUCUUACUGCUCUCAUCUCUUACUGCUCUCAUCUCUUACUGCUCUCAUCUCUUACUGCUCUCAUCUCUUACUGCUCUCAUCUCUUACUGCUCUCAUCUCUUACUGCUCUCAUCUCUUACUGCUCUCAUCUCUUACUGCUCUCAUCUCUUACUGCUCUCAUCUCUUACUGCUCUCAUCUCUUACUGCUCUCAUCUCUUACUGCUCUCAUCUCUUACUGCUCUCAUCUCUUACUGCUCUCAUCUCUCACUGCUCCCAUCUCUCACUGCUCUCAUCUCUUACUGCUCUCAUCUCUUACUGCUCUCAUCUCUUACUGCUCUCAUCUCUUACUGCUCUCAUCUCUUACUGCUCUCAUCUCUUACUGCUCUCAUCUCUUACUGCUCUCAUCUCUUACUGCUCUCAUCUCUUACUGCUCUCAUCUCUUACUGCUCUCAUCUCUUACUGCUCUCAUCUCUUACUGCUCUCAUCUCUUACUGCUCUCAUCUCUUACUGCUCUCAUCUCUUACUGCUCUCAUCUCUUACUGCUCUCAUCUCUCACUGCUCUCAUCUCUUACUGCUCUCAUCUCUUACUGCUCUCAUCUCUCACUGCUCUCAUCUCCUCGUGUUGCCUUGCCGACGGUGCUACCCCCGCGAGCCAAGCGUCUCUUCCCUCCUCGUGUUGCCUUGCCCACGGUGCUACCCCCGCGAGCCAAGCGUCUCUUCCCUCUGCUGCUCGCUGCUCUGGUCGCUUACUGCCCCUCUCUCUCUCGUCCCUGCAUUCCCCUUACCCUCCCAGUGCUACCCCAGGGAGCCGGUUGCCUCGUUGAGAGAGAGGGCAAGGGAGCUGGGCAACAAGCGUCGCUUCCCUCUGCUGCUCACGCAGGCCGGGUUGGACCGGCUGGUGUUCCCCGGCGCUCUCCUCAUGCGCGCCCCCACCAACCUACGACAACUGGCAGCCAAGUGAUGAGGGGAAUGCUUUCUGGUUCAGGAGUGCUGCUUUCCUCUGCUGCUCACUCAAGCGGGGUUGGACCGGCUGGUGUUCCCCGGCACUCUGCUCAUGCGCGCCCCCACCAACCUCAGGCAACUCGCUGCCAAGUGAGUGGACUUGUCACUAUGGGCUUUAAGGCACGUGCUGCUCACUCAGGCCGGGUUGGACCGGCUGGUGUCCCCCGGCGCUCUGCUCUUGCACGCCCCCUCCAACCUCAUUGCCUUUUGAGUCGACUCAAAAGUCACCGGCUGGUGUUCCCCGGCGCUCUGCUCAUGGGCGCCCACUCCAACCUCAUUGCCCUCCCUGGCAUCUACAAUCGACUGUUUCCACAUCCGUGGUUGCUUCGGAGCGUUUUCACUUCGCUCAUUGCCUCGGCCUACCUGACAAGAGGCAUGCCGGAGGUGUAUCGGCUGCUGUUUGAGGUGUUCGGUUUGGACCCCGAUCAUCCUGACAUGCUCCCCAAGAUCGAGCGAGUGCGUGACGAGGAUUUCCUGCACGCUGACCUGGACGGCGACCCGCUGACGUGGCGCGACGUGGCGUGCUACCAGGUGUGUGUGUGUCUCCACCAAUCCCCCUCUUCCCCAACCUCCCUCUUCCCCAACCUCCGUCUCAUCCAUACCUGCGUGUCGCCUGGAAUCUCCCCACCAGACUCCCUCUUCCCCAACCCUCGUCUCUUCCACGCGUGCGUGCCGCCCGGAAUGUCCCGGUUCCGCGGCUCUGAUUGGAUGCACCGAUCCCUGGAGGCGGCCCUGAGGGCGCUGGCGUGGCCGAGACCAGCCGAGGCAGGAAUGAGCUUGGAGGCGAAGCAGCGACGCAAUGAAGACAUGGUGAUGGCUCUGCAGCUGUGCUUCCUGCACCCGUCUCUGUACCACGCGGAGCACCCCCGCUUCUGCUACAGCCUUCAUGCCAGGACUGACCAUUCCACCCCUCGUGCUCCCCCUUUUCCCUGCGCCACAAACACCGCAUCACACCACCCCGCCUCUCCAGCUGUGCUUCCUGCACCCCUCCCUGUACCGAGCAGAGCACCCCCGCUUCUGCUACGACCGGCUUGA
Molecule: messenger RNA, 9804 nt
Organism: Closterium sp. Naga37s-1
Lineage: Eukaryota; Viridiplantae; Streptophyta; Zygnematophyceae; Desmidiales; Closteriaceae
Source: the annotation of a GenBank genome assembly